AUGGCUUUUAAGAAAAUGCUCUCAAAUACUUCAAUAAAUUUGAAAAAUUAUGGGACAAGCUAUCCCAAUCUAUUCAACUAAUAUAUGAUUAGAUUGAAAUGGAAAACUCAUCAGAUAUUGAUCUCAUAAACUCUAACAUAGCAGAAUUUUCCUAUACUGAUAUUGAAAAACUUGUAUCAAUAGUUGAAGGAAAAUCAUUAAUUGAUUGGAAGGAUAUGA
Molecule: messenger RNA, 219 nt
Organism: Paramecium sonneborni
Lineage: Eukaryota; Ciliophora; Oligohymenophorea; Peniculida; Parameciidae
Source: the annotation of a GenBank genome assembly